Molecule: messenger RNA, 2009 nt
Organism: Ananas comosus (pineapple)
Lineage: Eukaryota; Viridiplantae; Streptophyta; Magnoliopsida; Poales; Bromeliaceae
Product: probable acyl-activating enzyme 1, peroxisomal
Exons: 2
Coding region: 100-1746 (548 amino acids)
Source: RefSeq, a predicted model, not a curated record
AUAUAAUAUAAUCCUCUCUCACGCACACAUUUCGUAGGGUCUCGUCACUCUCACACACACUUUCUCUCUCUCUCUCUCGAUCCCUCUCGAGCUCCAACAAUGGAGGGUACGGUGCGGUGCUCCGCCAACUACGCUCCGCUCACCCCCAUCAGCUUCUUGGAGCGCGCCGCGGUCGUCUACGGCGACGGCGCCGCGGUCGCCCAUGGCGGAAGCCGCCGCACGUGGCGGGAGACGCGCGACCGGUGCCUCAGGCUCGCCUCGGCCCUCGCACGCUUGGGGAUCGAUCGCCGCGACGUCGUUGCUGUACUUGCGCCGAACAUUCCAGCAAUGUACGAACUACAUUUUGGUGUUCCAAUGGCCGGUGCUGUUCUCUGUACACUUAACACACGCCAUGAUUCAGCUAUGCUAUCAGUCCUUCUAAAGCACUCUGAGGCCAAAGUUCUCUUUGUCGACUCUGAGUUGCUCGAAAAUGCCCAUGGAGCUCUGAAGCUUCUCUCUCAAGCUAAUGUAAGCCCUCCCUCUCUAGUUAUUAUCAACGACUUUGGUAAAGCAUCUGCUGCAGAUCAUAUGGAGUAUGAAACUCUCCUACGGACUGCAUCUCCACACUUUGAGAUUAAAUGGCCGAUAGAUGAAUGUGACCCUAUUUCACUAAACUAUACUUCUGGCACCACAUCGAGACCAAAAGGGGUAAUCUACUCUCAUCGAGGAGCGUACCUUAAUGCCAUUGCUACGAUCCUUUUGAAUGAUAUUACCACAAUGCCUGUUUAUUUGUGGACUGUACCCAUGUUUCACUGUAAUGGGUGGUGCCUUCCUUGGGGCAUUGCCGUGCAAGGAGGAACAAACAUAUGCACUAGAAACGUCUCUGCAAAGGUCAUUUUCGACAAUAUAGCCGAACACAAGGUAACUCACAUGGGUGGCGCCCCGACCAUUUUAAACAUGAUUAUAAACGCCCCAGCUGCUCACCGAAAACCUCUUCCUGGAAUAGUCGCUGUGAUGACUGGCGGUGCACCCCCGCCACCCCAUGUUCUGUUCAAAAUGGAGGAGCUAGGUUUUCGUGUAACACACUCCUAUGGUCUCACUGAAACCUACGGCCCGGCAACCGUUUGCACAUGGAAACCCAAGUGGGACCUCUUGCCUGGAGAGGAGCGCGCAAAGAUCAAAGCACGACAGGGCCUUCACCAUCUCGGGAUCGAGGAGAUCGACAUUAAAGAUCCUACUACGAUGAAGAGUGUUCCGUUCGAUGGGAAAACAAUGGGGGAGGUAAUGUUUAGAGGCAACACUGUGAUGAGCGGGUACUACAAAGAUGAAAAUGCAACUAGAGAAGCCCUAGCUGGGGGGUGGUAUAGAUCAGGGGACCUCGCCGUGAGGCAUUCCGAUGGUUAUAUACAACUAAAGGAUAGGUCAAAGGAUAUUAUUAUCUCCGGCGGGGAGAAUAUAAGCACGAUUGAGGUUGAAUCCGUUCUUUUCAAUCAUCCCGCGGUGCUCGACACGGCGGUUGUGGGGCGGCCCGAUGAGUACUGGGGGGAGACGCCGUGCGCUUUCGUGACGCUGAAGGAUGGCUCGCAUGCUACUGCUGAAGAGAUCAUUAGGUUUUGCAGGGAGAAGCUGCCGCAUUUCAUGGCUCCUCGAACAGUAGUGUUCGAUGAUCUUCCUAAAACUUCGACGGGAAAGACGCAGAAGUUUAUCCUCCGGGAGAAGGCGAAGGCCAUGGGGAGCCUCUCGAGACCGCGCGGGAGCAAACUUUGAAGGUACAGAACUUUUCAGGUAAUCUGGUGCUCUACUUUGCAAAGUAAAUAAUAUGUUUGAACAAACUGGUGUUGUUAGCACUCGUUACUUCACUGUUAUUUCAUCAAACUACAUGCAACUUAAAUCUUCAUUUGUAAAUCCAGUAGGGACUUUCCUUUAUGUAAAGAAAUUGGGGCAAUUUGGGUUUAAUUUGUGGACUAUUUGUAACUACUAUUCACUUUCAAUAAAGUCGUAGUUGGUCUCGACACUUUUGCUUCUUCAAA